Messenger RNA from Emiliania huxleyi CCMP1516, 1425 nucleotides. RefSeq lists its product as hypothetical. Bases 1 to 1425 code for a protein of 474 amino acids. Gene Ontology annotation, biological process: transmembrane transport. The record is from RefSeq and is a predicted model, not a curated record. Gene Ontology annotation, molecular function: transmembrane transporter activity. The transcript has 2 exons. NCBI's taxonomy places the organism in Eukaryota, Haptophyta, Isochrysidales, Noelaerhabdaceae. Gene Ontology annotation, cellular component: membrane.
AUGGCCGACGAGGAGCUGGCCGCUUUGCGGGAGUCGUCAGCCUUGCACCCGGCGUGCGAGGAGGCGGCGUCCGACGAGGAGCACGAUGAGAUCUUUCGCCACCUGUGGUGGCGCGUGGUGCCCGUCCUGUGGCUCGGCUACGUGCUCAACAUCGUCGACAGAACCAACCUGGGCUUCGCGGCACUUCAGAUGCAGCAGGACCUCGCUCUGACGGCGCAGUCAUUCGGCGUGGCGUCCGGCUUCUUCUACCUCUCGUACGGGCUGAUGCAGGUGCCGUCGAACCAUCUGGCGAGCCGGAUCGGGCCCGUCCGUGUGCUCGCCGUCUCAACCAUAUCCUGGGGUGCGGUGUCGGCUGCGACGUCGCUCGUCGGCGACGCCGCCGCGCUCUGCGCGCUGCGCUUCCUCCUCGGUCUCGCCGAGUCCGCCUUCUACCCCGGCUGCCUGUUUCUGCUCUCGCGCUGGUUCCCGCCGCAGUCGCUCGGCCGCGCGGUCGCCCUCUUCGCCACCGCGACGUCGGCGGGCGGGCUGCUCAGCACGGCGGGCUCGGGCCUGCUCAUGCAGCUCACCGACGGCGUGCGCGGCGUGCGCGGCUGGCGUUGGCUCCUCCUCCUCGAGGGCCUCCCCGCGAUUGCGCUCGGUGCCUGCACGCCCCUCCUGCUCGCCGAGUCGCCCGAGGCGACGAGCUGGCUGCGCGGCUGGCCUCCCCGCCGCCGCGACGCGCUCCUCGCCGCCGUGGGGCGAGGCCGCCGGAGCGCCGCGCCGCCGCCGCCGCUGAAGCGCUCGCUGCGCACCACGCUGCGCGAGCGGCGGACGUGGAUGUUUGCGGUGCAGUACGUCGGCUGCAGCAUGAUGCUCAACGUGUCGCGCUUCUUCCUCCCCACGCAGCUCCGCGAGGCGCUCCCCGCCGGCACCUCGCCCGCGCAGGUCGGCUGGCUGCUCGCCGUCCCCGCCGUCGCAAAGGUGGCCGCCAUGCCGCUCGUCGCGCGCUACACCGACGCAGGAGGGCACGCCCGCCGGCUCGCCGCCGUCGUGCGGCUCCUCGGCGCCGGCGCCGGCCUGCUGCUGCUCGCCGCCACCGCGAUGGUCGUUUCGUCGGGUCCGCCCUCCCUCGGCCUCGUCUCGCUCGUCGCCGCCGCCGACGUGGCGGUGCAGACCGCGGUGCCCGUCUUUUGGGCGCUGCACAUGGGCGGGCUGCCCGCGCCGCUCGCGCCCGCGUCGAUCGCCGUCGUCAACUCGGUCGGCAACCUCGGCGGCUUCCUCGGCCCGUCGCUCGUCGGCACGGUGCACGACGCCACCGCCGGGGAGAAGUGCGGUGGCCAGUGCCCGUGGGGGUGGGGCCUACUCGCCGUCGGCUUGGCGUUCGCCACUAUCACCGCCGCCGUCUCGCUCGGGCCGGCCGGACAGUACCGCGAGCCGCAGCUCUGA